This is a messenger RNA of Pteropus alecto (black flying fox), 7420 nucleotides long. It is a transcript of the gene BCDIN3D, whose product is annotated as BCDIN3 domain containing RNA methyltransferase. The transcript is spliced from 2 exons. The record is from RefSeq and is a predicted model, not a curated record. Gene Ontology annotation, cellular component: cytoplasm. Gene Ontology annotation, biological process: miRNA metabolic process; negative regulation of pre-miRNA processing. The coding region runs from base 54 to 926 and encodes 290 amino acids. Gene Ontology annotation, molecular function: O-methyltransferase activity; RNA methyltransferase activity. NCBI's taxonomy places the organism in Eukaryota, Metazoa, Chordata, Mammalia, Chiroptera, Pteropodidae.
CUCAGGUUCCUGACUUCCGGUUCCGCGGGGACCCAGAGGCCACACUGAGGCUAAUGGCGGCGUCCGCAAGAGAGAAUUUCGGGGUUGAGGAGGCCGCGUCGGAAGGGGAGCCGCGAGUUCUGGAACCCGGGGCCGCCCCGUUCGGAAAUUUCCCUCAUUAUUCCCGCUUCCACCCUCCAGAGCAACGGCUCCGUCUCCUGCCCCCGGAGCUGCUUCGCCGGCUCUUCCCUCAGGGUCCCCAGACGAAGCCGAUUCUGGGGCUCGACGUGGGGUGUAACUCCGGGGAUCUGAGUGUGGCUCUGUACAAACACUUCCUUGCCCUACGUGAGGAGGAGACUUGUUCAGAUGCCUCAGGAGAACUCCGUCUCCUCUGCUGUGACAUAGAUCCAGUCCUGGUGGAGCGAGCUGAAAAAGAAUGCCCUUUUCCUGAUGCCUUGACUUUUAUAACCCUGGACUUCAUGAAUCAAAGGAGACGGAAGGCUCUCCUGGGCUCUUUCUUAAGUCAGUUUGGAUGCUCAGUUUUUGACAUUGGUUUCUGCAUGUCAAUAACCAUGUGGAUUCAUCUGAACCAUGGGGACCGUGGCCUGUGGGAGUUCCUGGCUCACCUUUCCUCCCUCUGUCGCUACCUCCUUGUGGAGCCACAGCCCUGGAAGUGUUACCGGGCAGCUGCAAGGCGUCUCCGAAAGCUGGGUCUCCAUGAUUUUGACCACUUCCACUCCCUUGCCAUCAGAGGUGAUAUGGCCAGUCAGAUUGUGAAGAUCUUGACCCAGGACCAUGGCAUGGAAUUAGUAUGUUGCUUUGGCAACACCAGCUGGGACCGAAGCCUUCUGCUCUUCAGGGCAAGACAAACCACAGAGACUCAUCUGAUCCCUGAAUCACUGGUAGAAGAAGGGAAAGAAAGGAACAGGUUAAGAUUCUGGAGAUAGUGAGAUGAGAGGACUAGAAGACUAGGAAAGAGACAUUGAGAGGGUUUUACACUGAGAAUUAAGUUCACUCUCCGUAACUCCUUAACAGUUAGGCUGGUUUAAAACCUUGCAGAAGCUUUUGGCGAAAUGUCCAAGACAUGCAACUGAAAGAUCAGUAUCUGUUCCCCAUCGUUUGGAAUGAUCCCAGAAGAAAAUGCAUCAGUGGAGUAAUGAGCUGGGCUAUCUGGAUUGAGAUGGCCCAAAGAAAGUUAUCCUGUUUCUGGAAUAUGGAAGGGCCUCUUUUGAUGGUUAUUUGUAAAGGCCAGGCUAGCCUUAGAAUGUUUCAGUUCCCUAGGCCCCUUGAAUCUGAUCUGACUUUUUCAGGCUUCUGGACUUACUCUUGCUGCUUCUGUGCAAAACCUCACAAUAUAAUCUGGAAAGAAGAGUCACUGGCCUGGCUAAAGGAAAGGAUUAGUAGGAAGAAUAACUUUCCAGCCUGACCAGGCUCAGCACAUCAGUUACAGAUACUAGUCAGGAUGCACGGGCUGGCAUUUUAAAAAUGUUUAAAAUAUUUAAAUUAUGAACCCAAAAUCCAACUGGCACAAAUGAAAUGAAUGAAGUGGGAUUGUAUAUGAUAUAUAUAAUUAUAUAUAAUAAACGUGACAAGUAUGGUUGAGAAUGCCCUGUGAAUCUGGGGAUGAUAAGAAACCUCUGCUUUUACCCAUUCUAACCAGGGAGGUUUCAGCUCAAGAAAAAACCUCACCCAAGCUCAGAACAGAAAACAAGCCAGCAAAUAAAUUAAUUUAGGACUUUUUUGUCAAUCUCCUCUGCCAAAGCACACCAUUAUGGAGGUGGAGGGCACACACUAGUAUGGGGGUAAGAAUAUGUACAGUGAAACAUGCAUAAAAUGCAGUCUACAAUUAGAUGACUGCAGCAUAAAUGCUGUGGGAUAAGCAUUGAAUUCUGUUGGGUUUUGAUUUUUAAAACACCCGUGAGUUGAUGGAAAGUUGAAAAUGAAGAAAGAUUUGUGUGGUGAAGAGAAGGUGGGAAAACAAAACAUACUAGCUAAGAAGAGAGAUUAGAUUGAUGAGCUUCAAAAUCCCUAUUUUCGAAUUGAAGUUAUAGAGGGAGCAGGGAACAAGAAUCUGGAAUACCAAUUAGACGUUGGACCUAUUAUUAGAGAAGUUAGGUAAAAGCUCCUGCAAAGGAAUUUGAACUUUAUGCAAGAGAGAGCAGAGGCCACUACUGUCUGUAAAUAAUAGGAUAUUGGAACCCAAACCUUCAUUUAGAAAAACCAGUUUUUCUGUUCUGUGCAGGCUAAUUGUGUUAGUUGAUGCCAUUUCCAGUCUCAAUUAGACUCCAGUACUACUUCUCAAUCUUGCUGAAUUGCUGCUCCUGAUCACUGUUAUCCCAGUGACUCUUCCAGACUUUUACCCUUCUACUGGCUCGUGACUCUAUCACUACUCCUAAUCUAAGCAGAUGACCUAACCACCAACUUGUACCAUUCUUGUUUGCUGUGUCAGGAACUCUUUUCUUGUCCUAAGUCUUGAACCUCUUCAUCUUCCAUCCUUUCACUUCUAAACUUACCCAGUGAGUUUUUACCCAAAUAACCUCUCCCUAAGUUCUUGAUCCCAACCCUUACUCCCUCUCCCAAAUUAUGCUUAAUGGAGGAUCUCUUUUGUGUCUUCUUGGCCUCAUAGACUCCCUCCCAUCCACCUAUCAACAUGCUCAGUUCUCUUUCAUCUUCAAAACCACCAACUUUUCCUGUGUCCUGUCUUCUCCUCAAGCUUAUGCAAUCUUUCCUCUUCACCGCUAAACGUGAGCAAUUCCUGUGAAAGACUAGACCCUACAGUCUCUGUUCCCUCCCUCACCUCUCUCAUCAGUAACCAGCUGAAUGCCAAAUCUAUGGCUCUUUUCAGACUUCCUCCUGGGCGAUGAUGGCACCAGUCAACACUACUGACCCGUUCUUCCUUCUUGAACUCCUCCAUCUCCCUUAGUUUCUCCACCAUAGCACCUUCCCUUCAUUCUCUUCCUAUCUCUUAGUUUCUUACUACCCCUUAAGCAGUUGGUACAACUUUGCAUAACAGUUACCUGGUGAGUCCUGGAUUCAUCUCCAGAAACAGUGAUUCAGGUCAGGAAUGAGGCAUAGGAAUCUGUUUAGUUUCAUUUGUUUUUUUGUUUUUUGGGUUUUUGUUUAUUGUUGUUUUUUGUUUUUUGUUUUUUUGCAUUAUUUAUUGUCAAAUAUACAUAACAAAAUUUACCAUUUUAACCAUUUUUAAGUGCACAAGUCUAUGGCAUUAAAUACAUUCACAGUGAGGAAAGCAUCCCACAUGAUUCUGAUGCAAGCAGACACAGACCACAAUUAGGGUUCCUUAGAUUUCCAUUCAGUACUCUUCUAAAUAUUUUUUCUGAAUGAGUUCCUCCACUGCCAUGCUUUUGACAACUACCUAUAUACCAGUAAUCGCCAAAUAUAUUGGUAGCCCCACAUCCACAGUUACAGAUUAAUAUUUUCCCUGUUUUGCAGUUAUAUCCCCCUGGAUAUUUCUUAGACAUGCAAAUUCAACAUAUCCCCAAAGCAAACUCAUUACCCUCAUUCUAAAUCUAAUCCUGUCUCAGUGAUGGCAUCCUCCCAUUGCUCCAGCUACAAACUUCAGUUGACUCUCCUCACUUAUAACCCCACGUUGAAAUAGUCACACAAUCCAAAUUCUACUAAUAGUACGUACUGCUAAUAACAUGAUUCCAACCAUGUGGCUGGCGCUUACCACAGAUUUCUCUCAUUUACCCUCCAACCUAUUCUCUGCCCUUAUGCCAUUGUUCUUUUUCUCUUAAAUACUUCAGUAGCCUAGAGUCUUGUGCUUUAUCUAAUGCCUAUUUUGUUCAAUAUAGUAGACACUUUAUUUAAGUUUAAAUAGAAGUAAAUUUUAAAAUUCAGCUCCUCAUUCAUACUAGCCACAUUUUAAGUGUUCAGUAGCCACAUAUGGCUAUAUGUGACUAAUGGUUACCUUACUGGACAGCACAAAUAUAGAACAUUUCCAUCAUUGCCAAAAGUUUGUUGGACAGUGCCAGUCUUCAAGGCCUUGAUCGUUGAUGGUUGGGCAGCAGGUCAAGACUGAAUAUAAAAAUCUGGAAGUCAUAUAGAGUGAGAUUUAAUGAGUAGUAAAUUCCAAAAAUAAAUGCAUAUGAUAGGAGGGGACCAGGUUCUAGGUCUGAGGGCUGUUCAUAGUUUUCGAAAGAGGGAAAAGGAAGAACUAAAAGAGGCCUGGUUAGAAAUAGAAAAAAAAAAGAAAAAAAUAAUAUAGUACCAUGCACUAGACAACAUAACUUUUAAUCCUUGAAACAGCCCUAUGGGGUAAAUACUGUUAUUAUCCCCAUUUUGUAAAUAUGGGACCUGAAACGCACAGGUUAAGUGAUUUGCCCAAGGUCUCACCUAGUAAGUGGCAGAGCUGGGCUUUGAACCUAGGCAAUAUGGUUGUAGGAUCUAGACUUUGACUCCUAUGCCUUGAGAGGGCACAGAAAUCAGGAGACUGAAGAGCCAGUGUAAAAGAGCGUGGGCUUUGGAGUUACUGUGCACCAUCUGGGAAUAAGAGCUUCAGCCAGGCCAUUCUUAGUUAUCCCUGAUGUUCUUAGAAUUCCCCUCAUGGAAGUCAUACCUAAUUCUAGGUCAAGGACCUAAGUAGUGCCCCUGCUGCUGCUUAUCAGUUAAACAGGCUUGGUCCUCAUGCAUAUUUUGGAAAAGUAGUUGGCAGCCACAUAUAGCAGACAUAGACCCUCUUAAGUCUCCCUCAGUCCUAACUACUCUCUCACUGUACUCUUGACUUGCCAGCAACCCUACCCUUCCCCUGAAUUCCUGAAAUUCCCAUCUAUCUACCUCUAGCUUUGACCCCUGAGUAGAACCUCUUAAAAGUAGGUUUCAAUCUGUUUCAUGUUCAGGAGACAGGGAUUCCAAGGCCAAUAGUCAGCUCCUUCUCAGCCCCCUGGGAUUGAGUCUGAUCUGGGAACAGUGCAGUGGGAAGAACAUCAGGUAUGAAUCAAUCUGCCAGGUAUGAAUCAAUCAUACUCAUCGUAUGGCCACCCUGUUCAAGCCAUUUAACCUCUUUGAGCCUCAGUUGACUCAUCUACACAACUAAUAUAACCAGCCCCUUUCCUAUGCCCAACUGAGCUGAAGGAUGUGAAGGUAUUUUGCAGAAUACAGAGUAUUAAACAAAAUCUGUAAACAUGCCGCAGACAACUAGGCUUGUUAGAUCAAAGACUUAUGAGAAAAAGACCUCAUCUCUGUAGAAAACAUGCAUCUUUAAAUAUUUGGGUUUUAGGAUAAGGAAGUAAUAAGGAGUUCAGCUUCAGCACUACAGAGUAUUUUAAAAGAAGCAAUGCUGGGAGGGAGUGAUCGUUGCUAUUGGAAAUGAGGGCAGUUUAUAAUCAUCUCAGAAUGAUCACAGGAGUUAUAGAUCUGAAUUCACCUAUUUCUCUGUAGAUCUUAAUUUAAGAACCCUUUGAAACCUUGUGACCCUGCUGGGGGUCUCUCCUACCACCGUCCACCUAGACAGUGGGAAGAAAAGUAUAUGGGGCUGUGGCAGGCUGAGUAAUGAUUCCCCAAGAUGUCCACAUCCCUAAUCUCUGGGACUUGUGAAUGCUACCUUAUAGCAAAAGAGACUUUGUAGAUGUGUACAAAUGUGUAGAUUAAGGAUCUUGACUAAAGAUCCUUAAAGAUUUUGAGACAGGACUAACCUGGAUUAUCAGCCUUAAUUGUAACCACAAGUGUCCUUAUAAAGAGGGAGGCAAAGGGAGAUUCGACCACAGUAGAUGUAAUGAUAAGCAAGAGGUUGGAGUGAUGUAAGGAAGGCCUUGAGCCAAGAAAUGCAGGUGGCUUUUAGAAGUUAGAAAAGGCAGGGAAAUGGACUCUCCCCUGAAGGAAUGCAGCCCUGCCAACACUUUGAUUUUAGACUUCUGACCUGCAGAACUGUUAAGAGAAUAAAUUUGUGCUGUUUUAAAUCAGUAUGUUUGUGACGAUGUGUUACAUCAGAGACAGGAAACUAAUACAGGGGCUACGACUACAAUGAGAUUAGGCUACAAGCCCAUGGCACCUGUCCCGGAUAACUCCUUAAUGGCAAGAAAUGGUCCUGUGCCAAAGCGGUAGGCAGGGGCUCCAUCUAGUUAACCAUUAAAAGCUUUGGGCAAUGCUUCAGCAUCUGAACCUGACCUAUUCCUUACUAAUAGUUCUAUUGGCUGAGCAGUUAUCUGACCUGUUUGGAAGGAACUGUUGCAUUUCAAGUCUGCAGCAAUUAGUUUCAAAGAUGUAUAAAGAGUGCUUAUAAAGGUGAGACCCUGAUACCAAGAAGGUAAUGAUUGCAAUAAUGACCAGUGAGAGCCCUUGGAGACAAUAUCUUUGGUUCCAAAAAAGGAUCAUCUUAUUUAUCCUCAAAUCAACCUAAUUUAGGAGCCAACACCAAUUAUGACUUCUUAAAGGACUCGAAUAGGGAAUUGCCCUGGAUAUACUUUUAACAUUUUUAAAAAAUAUAUAAUACAAUAUGUACAAAAAUUAUUUCAACAUUCAGUCAGUAUAAAAAUUAUUCAUGAGAUAUAUUACAUUUUUUAAAUAUUGUCUUAAAAAUGUGUGUAUUUCACAUUUAUAGCUCUUCUCACUUCAAAUGCUCAUUAGCCACAAGGGGCUAAUGCCUAUACUUUUAUCGCAAAUCAAAAAGUAUUUUAUCAAAUUCCUUCGAUAUAUCUAGCAUGCUUUUAACUGCUGUGGAGGUAGGGAAAAGUAAAUUAAACCACCCUGGACUUCCAAAGGUUAGAUUUUAUUCAUUCAGUAAAUAUGUUAAAGUUGAAGAGAAAAGGAGAGGCUCUUCCAAGGUAGCAUGCAAUCCUGUGAGCUUCAGAAAAGGAAAACUUAGUGGGCUACAAUAGGCAUGGAAGACUUUCUGGAGAAUAUGAGAUUUGAGCUGUCCCUGACGGGAAAAGAGCUUAUGUAAUGAUGGACAAGAGGAAAAGGAGCAUGUCCUAUGAACCUGGAUAAAAGAACCUGUUGGCAAAGGUACUCAGGAAUGGGUGUUUUGUACUUUGACAACCGAACAGGACUGACUGUCUAGAAUGGAAAUGUCAUUCUGAGCAGACAUGAGAAAUACCAAUGGUCUUUGCCAUUUAAGUAGCUCUUGGAUGGACUAUUUAAAAGUAAAAAGAAAACCAUAAACAUAGUAGAGGAUAAAGGUAAUUUUAAAAUUUAGAAUACUUUCGAAGCAUAAGAAAAAACCCAAAAGCCAUAUCAGAAAAGAGCAAUAAAUUUGACUACAGAAAGCAAAGCAAAAAAAAAAAUCCAGUAAAGUCACAUGACAAACUAUCAAGGAGGAAAACUAUUUGCAAUACAUGUGACAAAGGGAAAAUUUUAUUAUAAUAUAAACAACUUAUCCAACUAUUCAAAAAAGACAUUCACAAAAAAAUGAUAAUAGCAAAUACCUGAAAACUUGUUUAAUCUUAAUCCUUAUUAAUUACAUGCAAAUAAAAAUAACAUUUCAUCA